Molecule: messenger RNA, 1149 nt
Organism: Helobdella robusta
Lineage: Eukaryota; Metazoa; Annelida; Clitellata; Rhynchobdellida; Glossiphoniidae
Exons: 5
Coding region: 1-1149 (382 amino acids)
Source: RefSeq, a predicted model, not a curated record
AUGGUAAGACAGGUUUUAAUUGAAUUAUUUCCACAAAGUCGUUGGGCAUUUUUAUGUCUCAGAGUUAGACUAUGCUCGUUAAAAAAGCGGGCAGUUCUUUCGUUAACUUUUUUAUUUAGCCACUUUUUGAAAUUGAUUGGAAAAAAAACUAAAAAAAGAUAUUUUAAUUUUAUAUGCUUGUGCAAUAAUAAGCAUGAAAAAAUUCAGCAGGGCAAAACCUUGAGUCCAGUGAAGCUAGGAGACGAUGGCAACAGUUUCGCUGUGACACAAUCGCCAAUUUUGGACAAUCUGGUCACAUCCCGGAUUCAAUCCAAUUACACAAAUGAAAAUGAUAACAACAACCACGCAACAAGUUUAAAAAUAAAUUUAAAAGUAGUUCAAAUUCCGAAAAGAUAUUUUGAAAAUGCGUUAGUGCUCUUAGAAUCCAUUUGUUUCGAUAAUAUGUUGCUCGGAAUAGAGGUUGUUGUUGAUACAGAUAGUCUGAAAAAUGUAACAGUCUUCAGAAAAAUAAAAAAAUGUUAUGGACAAAGCGAAGGUAUGACAAUUUUACACAAAAUUAGUCUUCGAUUACCUCGAUACAUUUCUUACAAACCCGGUUUUCUAAACAAGUAUUCCGUCUACACUUGCAAAGGUUUUUUGAGAUUCUGGCUUCUAGAUCGUGAGGCUUAUACAAAAAUUUUAAAAGAAAAAACGAACAAAUAUUUUGAAAAGUCCACAGUGCAUUACUCAACAAGCUUGCAAAUCAACGAACCAUUCGAUCGACCACACCGACCAAGAAGACAAUGUUUAACUUGGUUCCAUGAUCUGAUCUCCAAGUUACCCUAUUUUCCAACAUGUCCAUAUGAAGAAGAAGUUGUAACGGCAAUUGACUUCCCUGUGGCACUCGGUGGCUUGCACACUGGCGUUCAUCGUGUUUAUGCUCCUUUCAACAACCCCGCACUGAGAAGGAAGCAGAUAGAAGCUAUAAUAAAACCGAAGUUCGCUUUUGCUCUAUGGUUGUACGUAGAUGAAUAUUGUCCAUUCGGAAGCAAGGACUGCAACGUCCUGCAUCACAUCACGUGGAAUGACAACUUCGCCACUCCUCAACUGCAAAUUAAUAAACAAGGACCCGGAAUAGGAAAAAUAUUUUUAGGCUUCAAUGUUAAAUGA